AAACUUGCAAAGGAAGGAGUGAGUGCUAAUAAUUUCGAUGAAAAUGAAACUUUCUGAGCAAAGUUUCGACAACUUAUUAAAGGAGGAAUUGGGUUGAAAGGAAGAUUGAAAAAUCAAAACAAAUAAUCCAAAUUACAAACCUAUUUUAGUAUAUAAUACCCACAUUUGCAAAUGAAGUAUCAAAGCAAGCUGUGGAGCCAAGUUAUUCAGAGCGCCAAAAUCCUUUUAUUCUCUUUCCCCUUUGCUUGCUUUUUCUUCUUCUUUUUAAUUGUUAAGUUCUCUAUAAAUAAUUCACAAGAAUUUCAAUUAGCUUCCUCCAAAAACCCUUUGGUGUAAAUGGAGGUUUCUAGCUUAAAUGGAUUGCAAAAUGAGGAGGAGGCAUUGAACAGUUUGCUUGAUGCUUUCGGAUCCCUUUUUUCUCUUAAUGACAUCGCUUCUGCUUACUGUGAGGCCGGCCGGAAUCCGGAUUUGGCUGGUUUAAUUCUAUGUGAAAUGCAGGGGAUCCCUCCUUUAGUUGCCACCGAUCAAUCUAACAACGAGGUGAAAAACAAUGAAACUUCGGGAUCAAGUUAUGUUAAAAGUUCACAAAAUAAUUCACAAGCAAGUGAGGUUUUUACGGUGGAUCAACCGGUUUCAGCUGCUACUGAUGAAUGUAGUGGCAAGAGGAAAAAGGAUGAACCUAUGGAAUCAUCUCGUUGUAAUAGUUUUCAACGUUCUUGUCAAGAAAAUGGGGGUUUAAGUUCUCCGAAGCAAAAGGCGAGACCGGUUUCAGGAGGCACUGUUUCGAGCAUGCUAGGAAAGGGGUAUAUGAAAUCUGUCCCUUUGGCUAAUGGCUCGUAUCCAGGAACCAAACCUAUGAAAGUGGACUCAAAGGAGAUGCCAAUGUCCUUGUUUUGGGGUGAAGAACUCGAACCCAGUAGUCAGAACGAGGACCGUAUGCACAAGGAUAUGGAAGAUUUUCUUUUCAAGAUGCUAGGAGAGGGAUUUCGAUUGGAAAGGGACAUGAUUCGAGAAGUUCUCAAUAGCUGUGGAUACAACAUGCAAAAGAGCAUGAAGAAGCUUCUUGACUGGUCAGCCGUGAGUUUGGACAAAGAGAAAAAACCGUCAGCCAUGAGUUUGGACAAAGAGAAAAAACCUCUUGGCGAGUCCGGUGAAAAGACUAACGAUAUACAUCUAAGGACCAGUAGACCUUCACAAGAAAACAUGAACAUAGUCUUGAAUGCGGAUGUAGCAGAAAGACAACAGAAGGACGGAAAUGAUCUCCAAAAGGAAGUCUUGGCUGCUCUGUUCGGUGCUCCUGAGAGAUCCGAGGAAUUGCCUAGGAGAUCAAAGAGGCCAGCAAGAAGGCCUAUUGCAUUAGGAGAAAUCGUGGAAAGGCCUCUAAUUGAUGUUACUGCUGAGCCAAAGGUUGAUAGAGUUCGCUCACAAGAAGAUAAAAAAGACGAUGAAGAUGAAGAAGAUAGUUUCCAGGUUCUUCGAAGAGCCGUGAAGGAAUAUAGGGGUACAAUGAAGGAAUACUAUAAAGCUGCUGUUGAUGCUUUUGCUAAGGGGGAUCAAGAUGAAGCAAACAAACUUCUCGAACAGGGACAAUUUUUUCAAGAAAAGGCUCGCCAAGCCGAUGAAGAAUCCAAUCAAAAGAUUUUUGAAACUCGGAACACCGAGACAGAAGACGAAAUGUUGCUCGAAUUGCACAAUCAUGGCACAAGGGAGGCAAUCCAGCUUUUGAAGUGUCACUUAUCUUCACUAGCCGGCAUCCCAUCCUUCAAGUACCUAAAGGUCAUUAUCAAUACCGACAAAGAAGACUCCUCAAAAGGCACUUGUAGACGAUUGGUGAUGAAGCUAUUGCAGAAGGAAUCAAUCAGUUGGAGUGAAGGAGAAACUUCAGGGAUAAUAUUGAUUCAAUUGGAUAAUAUCAACCCCAAAAGAUUGAGUUUUGCUAAAAACUAGCAUUGCUUCAAUUUGGUAUCUCAAAAAACCAUUCAACUUUUUUAAAUUAUGAACUAAUAUCCAUUGUUUUAAAAACUCAGAUUUAAAGAGUGAAAGUAAAUUUUCAAGUUUUGGCAUUGUUGUAAACUCUCUCUCUAUAUGUAUUUGGAAGUACUUUAUUGUCAUCAUA
Messenger RNA from Gossypium raimondii (Peruvian cotton), 2116 nucleotides. RefSeq names its product putative nuclear RNA export factor SDE5. The transcript is spliced from 12 exons. Lineage: Eukaryota; Viridiplantae; Streptophyta; Magnoliopsida; Malvales; Malvaceae. The record is from RefSeq and is a predicted model, not a curated record. Bases 337 to 1947 code for a protein of 536 amino acids.